AUGCCUCUUAUCAUCGUAGCUGCAGUUAUCGGCACCGGCAAUCUCUCAAGACGUAUCACUGAGCAACUUCUUGUACGCGGAGCGUAUGUCAUCGUAUUCGCAUCUUCACGAGACUCUUCCUCAACUUCGGAGGAGAUACCCAGAGGCUCCAUCAUCGUUCGCUCGGACUAUAGGGACAAGCGCAGUCUAAUUUCAUCAUUCACUACCUAUGGCGCGGAAAUAGUUGUCAGCUGUCUUCAUGGUGACGCUCUUGACCUUCAACCCGGGAUCGGGGAUGCUGCCAAGCAGGCCGGCGUUAAGCUUUUUAUUCCUAACGACUUUGGCUUUCCGCUCCCAGGGUAUACUCAAAGCACGUCUAUAGUCCGAGAAGGUUAUGCUCAAUAUAUAACUAGAAUCGGCCUUCCAACUACAAGAGUAUUGGUUGGCAUAUGUGCUGAGGGAAUUCCCUGGCUUGUCGCAUCUUCUUCCGCUCCUGGAAAGGUUUCAAUUAUUGGAUCGGGAAACGUUCAGGCGUCCUUCACGUCAAUUAUUGACAUCGCGGGCUUCAUUGGGCAUGUGCUAACGUCGUAUUCCAUCUCACAACUAGCGAAUCAGGUCUUCCGAUUGGAGGGACAAUCGGCGACGCUUCGUGAAAUCGCGGCGAUGUAUGGGAAAGAAGCAAUACAGGUCAACUCGCUAGACGAUCCAGAUGCGACAUAUAUGCAGAAGCAGAUAGAUUUUGGGCUCGGUCGAUGCGGACAUGAAGCACACAGCUCAAGGAUGUCAUCAGAAGAAGCUGACUUGAUAAUAGCUUCGAAGGCAUGGUGGACAGGGCAUGUAUGGAGAAACAUCAGAGAUGCCUUACCCGGAUUCUGACAAGACUCACGAAAUGUUGAAUGAGACACAUGAUACCCGACUCUUACCUGCCUCAAUUACCUAUAUUGUACACCGCUCGUUAUGGACUUUUUCUUUUAUCCGUACUCGUAAACUUCAUCCCGACAGUAUAUAUACCUUGUAGGUAUGGCAUCCGCAUCCUCGGUCGUUUCACCUGUACUGUGCUGACUCAGAGCAGAAACGGAUCUAGAAAGAUAUCCAGAAGACACCUACGGUACGUAGACGUGUAAGUAUAAACAACAGAAUCAAAAAUGACGAACAUUCUGGACAUAAAUAUGUAACGCAAGACCCUUUCUCCAGUCCAGCACUGAAAGGCGUGUCAGGUCACCUGGAACUUGAGAAAGGUAUUGUC
Molecule: messenger RNA, 1225 nt
Organism: Desarmillaria tabescens
Lineage: Eukaryota; Fungi; Basidiomycota; Agaricomycetes; Agaricales; Physalacriaceae
Exons: 5
Coding region: 1-855 (284 amino acids)
Source: RefSeq, a predicted model, not a curated record